CGGCAAUGCCCCGCAGACCGGCCUCGGCCCCCGGCCCGCCGCCCCGCUAGCCCCGCGCCGCGAUCCCCGGAGCAGCCAUGGGCAACACGGUGCACCGGACCCUGCCAGAUUCCAGCCCUCCUGCGCGCCUCCUGGCCACCCGACCCUGCUGUGGCCCUGGUCCUGAGCGGCGCGCGGUCCUGGGCGAGGCGCCGCGCUUCCACGCGCAGGCCAAAGGCAAGAACGUGCGGCUGGACGGCCACUCGCGCCGGGCCACGCGGCGCAACAGCUUCUGCAACGGAGUCACCUUCACGCAGCGGCCCAUCCGCCUGUACGAGCAGGUGCGGCUGCGCCUGGUGGCCGUGCGCCCCGGCUGGAGCGGCGCGCUGCGCUUUGGUUUCACGGCGCACGACCCCUCGCUCAUGAGCGCGCAGGACAUCCCCAAGUACGCCUGUCCCGACCUGGUCACGCGGCCUGGCUACUGGGCCAAGGCGCUGCCCGAGAACCUGGGUCGACCUUUCUCAACUCUUGGCCCUACUAUCUCCCCAUCUGCCCUCAUCAUCACAGAGAGCGCCUUCGCCGACACGCUGACGCCCGCGCGCUUGGGCCAGGCCCGCCUCAGCGCCUGCCCGCCGCCAGGCAGCCACGACGCCGCCAACUUCGACAACAAUGAGCUGGAGAACAACCAGGUGGUGGCCAAACUGGGCCACCUGGCGCUCGGCCGUCCGGGCGCGCCCGCCAAAACGCUGCUGGACGCCGACCUGCGCUUCCACGCCACGCGCGGCCCCGACGUGAGCCUGUCUGCCGACCGCAAGCUGGCCUGCGCCCCGCGGCCCGAAGGCGGCCGCACGCUGGUGUUUUCCGAGCGGCCGCUGCGGCCCGGGGAGAGCCUGUGCGUGGAGGUGGGCCGGCCGGGGCUGGCGGCGCCGGGAGCGCUGGCCUUCGGCAUCACUUCCUGCGACCCCGGCGCGCUGCGGCCUGCAGAGCUGCCCGCCGACCCCGACGCGCUGCUCGACCGCAAGGAGUACUGGGUGGUGGCGCGCGCGGGGCCGGUGCCGAGCGGCGGAGACGCGCUCAGCUUCACGCUGCGGCCCGGCGGAGACGUGCUGCUGGCCGUCAACGGGCGCGCGCGCGGCCGCCUGCUGUGCGUGGACACGUCGCAGGCACUCUGGGCCUUCUUUGCUGUGCGCGGUGGCGCGGCCGGCCAGCUGCGUCUCCUGGGUACCCUUCAGUCCAGUCCUGAGAUCACAACUCCAUCAGGCUCCUUCAGCGGCUCCCAGGAUGACAGUGAUUCAGACAUGACCUUCAGUGUCAACCAGUCCUCCUCAGCGUCAGAGUCGUCUCUAGUGACAGCCCCCAGCUCACCACUGAGCCCCCCAACGUCCCCAGCCUUCUCUGCACCAGAGCCGACAGGCAGCAGGAAUGGCGAGUGCACGGUGUGUUUCGACAGCGAGGUGGACACAGUCAUCUACACAUGUGGACACAUGUGCCUUUGCCAUGGCUGUGGCCUGCGGCUCCGGAGGCAGGCACGGGCCUGCUGCCCCAUCUGCCGGCGGCCCAUCAAGGACGUCAUCAAGAUCUAUAGGCCGUAGCUGAGCAGCUGGCUUGGCCAAGGCAAGGUCACCUUUCUGAAGCUCCUGCUGGGGAGGCAACACCAUGACCACCAGGGAGCACAGGGGCAGGAGCCAUCUCUUGUCUGCCACUCUGCAGUGAUGGGCAAGGCAGGACAGAAGUGGAGAUGAGGCCCUCAGGGCCUGAGUCCAGGCAAGUAUUGCUUCCUGGCUCAAAAGUGCUUUGCCAACAAAAGCCAGUCCCAAGAGCCAGCUCAGGAACUGCCUGGCAGAUCACUCACCUCUUGGUGACCUUCCGCUGGGAAAGGACGCCCUCUAUCUGUGCAAUGCUUCUUUGGGGUUGGGUUGAGUGUGUGCAGGGUGGGGGGAGACAGCACAGAGAAUGAGUGAGAGAGAAUGUGUGGGUAUUUUAUGCAGGGAUCCGUCUCCCAGAGGGUAUUUAACACUAAGGAAUGUGCAAUCCGGGGGCCCAAAUGUUAGUGUGACUGUUGUCCACUUUCUGGGGAUAUGGGAUGAGCUGGCUUUGAAUGCAUGUGGCCUAAGCCUACACAGAACUCCCUUGAUGGUAUAGAAAGAGACAGUCAGAUUCUCCAAGGGAAGGCAAAAAUAACUCUUUGUUUACAGCUCUCAAGCAGCAGCUGGUAAGGAGAAAGGUGGGCAAAGAACCCCAAAGAUCAGCUCCCUUUUUGCUUUUUUUUUGUUCUUUUUGAGACAGGGUCUCCCUGUCGCCCCAGCUGUCCUGGAACUCACUAUGUAGACCAGGCUGGCCUUGAACUCAGAGAUCCGCCUGCCUCUACCUCCCGAGUGCUGGGAUUAAAGGCGUGCGCCACCACGCCCGGCUCCGUUUUGCUUCUUACUCAGACUCAGAGGUGCGUUCUGUCAGCAGCUGAGAGCAGGCGCCCCAUGCUCUGACAUCUUAGAUCCCUUCAACCCCCAGAUAGAGUAACAAGCACCUUACCUCCUCAGCUCCGUCCUAUAUACUUUGGAGUUUUGUGAUACCCCUCCUGUUCUCUGGGGUGACUCCAUAUCUCCUGCGGUAGAAUUAAGAAAAGCGGUAGGCAUGCCCAGGUGACCUACUGGCAGAAGCAGAAGACCUAGACUUUUACCUGGUUAUUAUUGCUCUGAUCCUCAUCUUCUUUUACCCUGAUUACUAAUGUGUUAACUAAUAAGCCUGUUAGUCACUCAUGAGGCGCUGACUGAAAAAUGCUGGCAUCAGGACUCUCUCCCCUUCUGGGCCUGGUGUUUCCUGGGUCCCUAGCUCUGUCCUCCUCCCAGUGAGCCAGGCCCAUUUCUGUAGGCUCUUAGACCUCACCGGGGCUAAUGUACUGGCUGGGUAUGCUCCUCUGUUCUGAAGAGCCCCCAGUUCCUAGCUGCACCUCUGCUGGCCCUGAGUUGUUCCUUUAGGGAAGUUCCUUAGCCUCUCUGUUAUUUGGUUUCUACUUGGAAGUCUGAUGCCAGGACACUCUGUGAACUCUCAGGAGACUUGUACAACAUUUAAAAAAGCUUGAGACACCUUGUGAAGAGCAACUGUGUGUGUGUAUAUAUAUAUAUGUGUGUGUGUGUAUAUACAUAAAACUUCUAAUCUGGCCAUCUCUUGCUGAGAGGGAGGAAGAGUGGAAGAGAGCAUUCAGGGUAUGAUGUGUUCAUGGAACAGGCUCUGGCAGGAGCCAUGCCCUCCUGGGACCUUCUGACAGCAGCCCAAGCACAGUCAGUGCUCUGGUUCACUUGAGGCCUUGGGCCUUCAUUGCUUCUCUGUAUAGGAGUGUCCAGCUCUUAACUUGACCUCAGCUUCCCCCUUCCUCUCUCCAGCAAGAGCCUCUGAGCCCUGGUCUUUCCUUUAGGAAUUAGAGGAGCAUGUCUUCCUUUGAACAUUGCAGUGGAAUCCUUUGAGGAGGUGUAGGAACCCUUGUUUGCCUAGGUGAUAGUCUGAGAAUCAGGACCCUGAGUAUCCAGCUCACUGUGCUCAGCUGAGCCUUCUGCUUCUCCACGUCCUAGGUAUGGACAGAGCCAUCUUACCACCAAUGACUGUGGGUCUCCAGGUAGCCAUGGCCCUGAGUGCAUUGAGAUGUAGUCACUAACUGCCAUGGUCUCUGGCCUCAGGGAGUCAGCUCCUCUCUGCCUCUUGCCCUCCUGGCUGGCCCCUUGAAUUACAGCAGGAAUCAUUCACAGCCACCACCAGGAAACCAGCAGCUGAAAUCCUGGACCCUAGCUGUGAACCACUCAUGCUCCUGGUGACCUGUUACCUGGGCAGAAAGGAACCAGAGGCCAGUUUAACCUGCUCUGCAGCCACUAUAAAUAGCUACCUUGUUUCCCAGAGAGCACAGGGGGGCAUUUCUAUUCUAAAAGCCAGAUAUUUGCCCAUGCUGUGAAUGAUGGAUUCAAGCCUGUGGGCAAUGCAUAUGUUCCCUGCUCUGGCCAUCUCAAAAAGGGGCAAGUGGAGAAAGGAGCCAGUGUCUUCUAUUUGUACCUACUAUGUGCCUUGGCACUGAGCUAGAGAGGCAUCUUUAUAUAUCACCCUGUGUGCAGGACUUCGUGCCAUAUCGAGUCCUAUCUAAGACCCUGUUGGUUAGAAGGCACAUGGUCUCAUGGGCAACUACAAAAGCCAUACCCACCUUAGCUGCAGGAUGCUGAGAUGUGGGGUCCAGGUUAGAGAUGUUCAGCUGGGGAAAACAGCUACUUAGGAUCCAUGAAAUACAGUAGUUAAGCUCUAAGAUCCUGUGAGUGAGUGAGUGAGUGAGUGACUUAAGGGUCAAGCAACAGGAAGUGGCAGGGCUGGUAUUCUAAUGUCCAAUCCCACACACACCCCUGCCUGCCGUGGUCCUCAGAAAGCUCAGCACUGCCGAGGUCUUCUUCCCUAGAGCUCACCUGAAGAUCCUGGGCACCCACAUCUGUGUAGAAGGUUCUGAGCCACAGCCUCUCUUCUGCCCAUGCCCUAGAGGGACAAGAUGUCCUCAGGCUCAUGCAGUCACUGCCCAUCUGCUCCCAGAAGAGCUAAGUCAUGGGAAACCAUGGCUCCAGCCCAAAGUCUGUUCCCUGGGGGCACCAUGUGGGGUAGCUCUGAGGAGAGACCUUAGCCAUCCCUUUCUGGGACCUGGUGGCCAUUCCCCUCUCAGGCAGGACCCCUACCCCCGUUUUUCAGGCUCACUGCCAAUUGUGUACCCUGUGAGCCUUAACAGCCAGGAGUAGUAUGGGAGAGGCCAUGUGAUCCCCCUCAUUUAGAGCAGCCUUGUCCCUACCCAUGGGAGCCCCUUGGAAAACAGCUCUUUCCCAGGCAAAGUAAGCUCCUAUGUCAUUGCCAGAGCAGCCAGUUUAGCUACUGGGGCAGCUGCCCUGCACAAGCUGUGACAGGACUUUUCAGUUGUUUGACACCCACUCACCAGCAUAUCCCAUGAUCUGGACAUGAGGUCAACAGCUGGGAACAAAGACAAAGACUGCAGGGACCUCUCAGUCCAGAGGAGGGUGGCCAGAUCAUAAGCUGAUCUGAUCAUUCUGGCGUUGGGUCCUGUGUUAGCACAUAAUAGGUACUCAGUAAAGGACUGCAGAUCAGACCAGGAUCCAGGUUAUGAGUGGCCAGGGGUUUGGUGAAACAGCAUUACGCAUGGACACAAAGUCAUUCAACAAAUAAUUGCUGAGUACCCACUGGAUGUGAGCUGCCUCAGUGAGGAGGGAGCAGAGAGGGUGUACCCAGCCCUAGUGUCAGAGUAGUGCUAUCAACAGGGUAAAGAGACCAAAUAUGUGGGCUUUCUUGACCAUUCUGUUGCCUUGGGUCCAUCUAGGUAAGUGCCCACAGAGCCUCCCACAUCCACAUUAGACUCCUGGGGUCCCUUGUGGUAAGCUCCUGCCAAACAGCCAAGAUCCCACUGGUGAAUGACCUCCUUCAGAUCCUGCAGGGAGUCUCUGGGGAGAAGAUUACCUGCUAAUUCCAAGCACUGGAGGCCCAAAAGAGCCCUGAGUCCCAGGCUGAGAAAGGUAUUGUGCAGCCUGAGGGCAUGUAAGGCAGUGACCUCCCACUGCUCCAUCCCUCCUGCCCUGGCAGGGGACAUGGCUCAGGAACACAUGGCCUCCCUGCAUUUCCUGGUAAUUUCGUGUCUCACUGUCUUAUCCAAGUCCCCAGUGGAAUAACCCACAUGACAAUCUGUCUGUGCCUUAUGAAAGUGUGUGUGCACUUUUUAUCCUUUAAAGAGCAACUUUUCAAGGUGAACAAGACACUGGCAGGUGUGGUAGGACUCUAGAUGCCAGUAAGGAGUCAAGAGUCCCUUCUGCGUUUAGCUGCUGGAGUAAUAAAGUGUCCAUCCCACCCCACCCCUGCUACCUGUGUACAGACCCUUUGAAGCGUGUCUGUUCUUUUUUUCAGAUUCAAUACUGUGACUCUCCGAUACCAUCAGUCUUUGGGGGACUAUAUUAAAGGUUUUAGAGCUUGGGGAGUGGUCCAGGAAGGGUUUGCACUGGUCUUUGUGUGUUGUGUGUUCUGGUAUUUGUCUGUUUUUAUCUGUUUUAUAUUAACAUAAAUUUCUGUUUGAAAAACAAAUACAAUUUUGGCUU
Messenger RNA from Nannospalax galili (Upper Galilee mountains blind mole rat), 6092 nucleotides. RefSeq names its product neuralized E3 ubiquitin protein ligase 1B (gene Neurl1b). Gene Ontology annotation, molecular function: ubiquitin protein ligase activity. The coding region runs from base 78 to 1571 and encodes 497 amino acids. The record is from RefSeq and is a predicted model, not a curated record. Lineage: Eukaryota; Metazoa; Chordata; Mammalia; Rodentia; Spalacidae. The transcript has 6 exons. Gene Ontology annotation, biological process: ubiquitin-dependent endocytosis. Gene Ontology annotation, cellular component: early endosome.